CUCCUCGUGCUUUGGUUGCCCUUGGUGAGUGAGGGACCUCUGAGAUGGCUUCCAGCAUGGCUGACCCAGGCAGCCUCCCCUACAGUUCCAACUCCUGCCUUCCCCACCUCCCACCCCGGGAGGCCAGUGUGGUGCUCUCUCUGUUCUACACGGCCCUCUUGGUCUUCAGCGCCCUGGGAAACAUCCUUGCCCUUUGCCUUGCCUGUCAAAAGGACAAAAAGAUCAACUCAACAGGUGUCUACUUGGCCCACCUGGCCGUGUCUGACCUCCUGUUCUCCGUGGCCCUGCCAGGAAAGAUCACUUAUUACGUGCUGGACUUCAGCUGGCCGUUUGGGGACGGACUCUGCAGGCUGACAGCGUUCAUCAUGUACCUGAACACCUACGGAGGGGUCUACCUCAUGACCUGCGUGAGUGUGGAUCGGUACCUGGCUGUGGUCUGUACCCAUGAGAGCCAGCGGCUGCGCAGCACGGGCCGGGCCAAGCUCGUCUGCGUGGCUGUCUGGGUCUUGGCACUUCUGCAGACGAGGGCGUUCACGCUGGCUCUUCAGGUCACUGUGUCCCUCAUGAAUGUGAACUGUGGCAUCGACCCCAUCAUUUACUUCUUUGCCUCUACCCGUUACAGGAAAUGGCUUCUUGGUAUUUUGAACCUCAGCGCAUCCUCUUCCUCCUCCUCCUCCUCCCCAGGAAGAGCAUCCUCAGAAACGCAGACUGGAGGCUCUGUCACCGUGGUGGAGAACCAGGUCUAACCUGGCACUGGCUGUAGACUGUGUAUAGAGCGGGCCAGGGUCACAUAGGCCUGGAGCUUAUGUGAUUUUGUUUAUGGGGGUGGGUAGACUCUUUAAGAAAAAGAAUGCAAAAAAAGAAAUACAGGCCAAGUACCCCUUAUUUGAAAUGCUUGGGACCAGAAGUGUUUUAGAUUUUGGCUUUUUGGGAAAUUUUGGAACAUUUGCAGAUACAUGUGAUAUAUCGGGGAUGGGACCCAAGUCUAGACAUGAAAGUCCUAUACCUUUCAUACACAACUAUAUAGAGAACGCAAAGGUAGUUUUAUCCACUAUUUUAAGUAAAUUUGUGCCUGAAAUGAAGCUUUAUGGUGUGAAAUUUUCUACUUGUAGCAUCAUAUGGCACUCAAAAUGCUUCCAGUUUUGGCCAGGUGAGGUGGUA
This is a messenger RNA of Sciurus carolinensis (gray squirrel), 1161 nucleotides long. RefSeq names its product G-protein coupled receptor 183-like. NCBI's taxonomy places the organism in Eukaryota, Metazoa, Chordata, Mammalia, Rodentia, Sciuridae. Gene Ontology annotation, biological process: G protein-coupled receptor signaling pathway. Gene Ontology annotation, molecular function: oxysterol binding; G protein-coupled receptor activity. The transcript has 3 exons. The record is from RefSeq and is a predicted model, not a curated record. Gene Ontology annotation, cellular component: membrane. Bases 45 to 746 code for a protein of 233 amino acids.